AUGGUGCCAUCUGUGUUGUACUUUAUUUGUCUACUAGCAGCGACAACAGCCCAAGUGCUGGAGCUAAAUGAGGGAAAGGUUCAAGGAUUUGAGUAUAAAACGAAAAAAGGUGACAUUGCCGAAGUGUUUCUCAACAUACCCUUUGCCUUACCACCCAUUGGUGAGCUUAGGUUUGAGAGACCGCAACCGCCAAAACCAUGGGCUGAUGUCCGCAAUGGCACCAUUUUUGGCGCUGCAUGCAUUCAAAUCGUUCCCGAGGCUGCAUUUACGCGCUCACUUGAAAUCAGCGAAGACUGUCUCAGUUUGAAUAUAAUAAGACCCAAGACGAAGGGUUCAAGAAAUUUUCUGCCCAUACUUUUUUACGUGCAUGGCUCAGCAUACGAGAUGUUCUCGGCUGUGGAAUGUGGAUAUAAAGGAUUUGCUGAAAUGUUUGCAGACAGAGAAGUCAUUGUUGUGACAAUACAGCAUCGCCUAGGA
Cylicostephanus goldi is the source of this 477-nucleotide messenger RNA. Lineage: Eukaryota; Metazoa; Nematoda; Chromadorea; Rhabditida; Strongylidae. The record is from the annotation of a GenBank genome assembly.